AUGGAUGGUUCACUCCCAGACGAUGAACCGCUGCCAGAGGUUAUUGUGAUUGCAUCCGACGGGGAUGCUAUCCUUGACGUUGUAUUCGAGUCGUCUCGCGAGACUCUGACAGCUGCACGCAAGGCUGCCCAGGUCCGGCCAACUCUGCGCGCUCGGGAUGGCGCCGCCAAGGCCGUGCCAAAGGCCAGGACGAGGGUGGCGUAUAGAGUCAAGGUCGACGCGCUGAGAAAGCACUCCAAAUACUUUGAUAACCUCUUGGGCGACACCCGUUUCCAAGAGGCAAAGACCAUAGUGGAUGCUUUCAAGAACAUGUCUCUGAGGGGUGUCGAGCCCGCCGAGCUGGAGGAUAGAGAGCUCCCUCGAAUUCCACUCGGAGACGAUGAUGAAGCCACGAGAUCGGUCGGCAGAGACGUCGUCUUUGCCGAGCUCCUCCGGAUCCUUCACCGCAAGGAGACCGUCAAGACGAUGAAAAACCCUCCGACCCUGCUGCAACUUAGCAUGCUGGCCGUGCUGGCUGAUCGUUUUGACUGCAAAGCGCCGGUGUCUGCGUAUAUGCGCGGCCUGCGGUUCAAAUUUCCACAACCGCGCACUCGGGUCCUGCAAGAUGAAGGGGGACCUCCAGUCUUGGCUAACGAGGACUCGAUAAGGCAGAAGAUCCUGACGUCUUGGUUGCUAAACGAGCCAGCCAGGUUCCAGACGGGAACCAAAGAGCUAAUCCUCUUUGGCUCUCGCAACUGGAGCCUCUAUCGCGAGGAUGAGGAAUCACAGACUGCCCUUUGGUGGGACUUACCGGACGGGCUUGAAAGAGAGUUGCAGUAUCGACGCGAGUGUAUUCUGAACUGCAUAGCUUCUAUCCAGAGCCACUUUCUCGGGCUAUACACCUCCCGCACGCGGCAGUGCAAGCUCGGUUAUAGCUCAAGCGUCGCCUGCGACUCCUUCCAGCUCGGGGAGAUGGUCAGGUUCUUGUCCAACAAGGAGCUCAUGUUUCUCGUUGAUUUUUCACCUGCGUCCGUAGACCAGGUGUCUGACUGCUCAACUACCGACAUAUAUCACAUCCUCUCGACGUUGAAACAAUGUCCGAGCUACCAGAUUGACAACAACCACACCAACUGUGGGCUCAGAACAAGGAUCUUGCCCAUCCUUGAGUAUAUUCACUCCAUGCUCUCUUCCAGCAUCGUGGCGAUCUCACGAAACGCGUGGGAAAAGGACCGGGAAGGCACAAGUUGGGCACCCCGUGGAGAUGGCGAUGAUGGGCAUGCCAAAGUCUUCAAAUUCACACGGUCCUUGUCCGGUGACCAGCGGCUCCGCUUCGAAGGUGCAAUGGCUGCCGACCGUAUGGCACGAGAACUGUUCACAUCUACAGAGUGGGAUUGGACUCCUGAGACGUAA
This is a messenger RNA of Thyridium curvatum, 1389 nucleotides long. RefSeq lists its product as uncharacterized. Bases 1 to 1389 code for a protein of 462 amino acids. The record is from RefSeq and is a predicted model, not a curated record. The transcript is spliced from 2 exons. Lineage: Eukaryota; Fungi; Ascomycota; Sordariomycetes; Thyridiales; Thyridiaceae.